Ilex paraguariensis (yerba mate) is the source of this 1004-nucleotide messenger RNA. The record is from the annotation of a GenBank genome assembly. NCBI's taxonomy places the organism in Eukaryota, Viridiplantae, Streptophyta, Magnoliopsida, Aquifoliales, Aquifoliaceae.
GUGUGUGUGAGAGAGAGAGAGAUGGUAGGAAAAGGACAGAGGAGAAGAGAGAAGAACUACAGAGCAGCACAUGGAGCGAACAGUCGUCUGCCACCUCCACCUGAUCGCUCCUCCCUCGACGCUGUCCCCUCCAAGCUUCGCCAAAUCAUGGCUUUCACAGGAUCUUCAAAGGGAUCAGUGGAUGUUAAAAGGAAUAAAAGAGGUGAUGGUGGUGUCAAUGGUAAUGGUGACAAGAAACUUCGAUCAGAGGAUGAAUAUGUCUCGAAAAGCAAUGGGAUCAAAAGGGAAGUCACUGGUGGAAAUUUGAUGCCACAACACAUGGAUCAUGGUGAUAAAAUUGUGGGAAAUAAUAUGCUUGAAAAGAAAAAGAAAAAGAGAAAAAGGAAGCAAGCUGAAGACCUUCGGUUUGAAACGGUGGAGGGAUUCCGUGGUUCAAAAAGAAGGGAGCAUAAGAAACAGCGUUUGGAAGCAAUGAAAAAGAAACACAAAAAGGUCAAGGCAGGAGAGGAUUUGGACUUUCCUGGACGUGAUCUGAUCAAAUUUGGAGAGGUAGUUGAAGCUCCACCCAAGUUGCUCUCAUUUCCAAAGGCAUCCAAAGCUACCCAUGAUGCGUCACAAGAGAGGCUCCGCUUACAGGCAGUCGAGAACUACAGGAAGCGGAAAGGAUGGACAUCAAGGCCGGGGAUCCACCUUCCUCCACCUAUGAUUACAUCACCUUCACUAUAGUUCCCGUCAUUGUAAUAAUGCAAGGAUGUUAGACAGACAGGGAAUAGUGUACCACAUGAAUUUGCGCAAAAUGCUAAAUUUGUUGAUCAUCUAGAUGUUUGGCUAUGGGAUGCACCAGACUUUAUGGUGCCUUACCUCUUAUACCAUUUCAAAUUAAUACAACUGCUUACGAUUUUUGAUUAAAAAAAAAGGAGAGAUCACUUUAUAAAGAGUUAUAUUAUUGUUGUAGUCAAGGCUAUAUCUCAUCUCUGCGUCUGUAACCUGACGUACGUAUGCAA